Molecule: messenger RNA, 2607 nt
Organism: Syngnathus typhle (broad-nosed pipefish)
Lineage: Eukaryota; Metazoa; Chordata; Actinopteri; Syngnathiformes; Syngnathidae
Product: CMP-N-acetylneuraminate-beta-galactosamide-alpha-2,3-sialyltransferase 1-like
Exons: 7
Coding region: 1467-2447 (326 amino acids)
Molecular function (GO): beta-galactoside (CMP) alpha-2,3-sialyltransferase activity
Source: RefSeq, a predicted model, not a curated record
CCCCCCCCCAGGUUUGGGAGGCAAAGGCUUAACCUCAAUUAUUCCAACAGCUACCAUUAUCGUUCCAGGGAUUAAGAUUUGUAAAUUGAACCCAUGAAGCUGGAUUUCUUCCGCCAGCUACCUGUUCUACCUGCUCUUCCUGCUGUACUUGACCAAACUGAUUCACACCUCAUCUCGAUAGCAGGUAAGAAUAUUUUAUCUUGACGCGGAUGGAACUGGGUUGAAUAUUUUGUUCUAGCGCUUUUCUACCAAACCUUACAAGCAUGCAUGGAAAUGAAAUCAAAUUAACAUCUAUAACAGACUUGGAUUGAUCACAGGCUAUUUUGUUUACUGUUUACAGAUAAAAGAAAAAGUCUUACCUUUUUUACCUAAAUGAAUAAAUCUGUCAUUUUAUUUGAGAACUGUCCGUGGUACUAUAACAAGCUACGAUGUCGUCAAACUAAAAACAAAAGCUGAAUACAAGGAACCAAAGUGAUUAUCAACUGGGAGCAGGUGGGGAUGGGAACCAGGUAGCGUUCAUUACAAACAGGUAAAGCACACCCCUUGGGAGCUUUCAUAAUAAAACAACCCAAUCCCGAAGGAGUAAAAAACCUUCAGCUGGGAAGACAACUACCAGAAUACUAAAGCGCUUUAAAAGAAGCUCAACAAUAUUGCUCAACAAAAUUACAAUUGAGAACUUUUGUUCCUUACAAUGGCCAGCUGCUGUUCCAUCCGCCCUGUUGCUUGUCUCAAGGUGAAUUCCGACCUUUCUUUAACAUUUGUAUUGGUAUUUAGUGAACAAUGGUUGUCAUCUUUUACAGAUAAGCUUCCAUUGUCCUUCUAAGAUAUUUGAUGCAUGAUUGCAAAUCUCAUGCCGGGCGGGUCUAAAUUUGAAUGGCCUUGUUGUUUUUUUUGGGCUUGUGUAAGCCUCGGUUGACUGACUCAAGAACAGGUUUUGAGUGGCAUUCCCCAUAAACUAUUCAGGUGCUUGUAGUGUCGUGAUAAUUAGACACUACCCCUUUAAGAGACGGAGGAAGUGAGAGGGGGUUAAACAGAGAGCGGGAGAGUUGUAGUAAAAACAGAACGAGCGAGGAGUCAAUGUUGCACUACCUGUAACUAUGAAUGAAAGUUAUUAAAGCUUCAACUUCAAAGAUCUAAACUGAGAGGACAUCCAGUUUCUACAGUGCUCAAUAAAGGAAAAAUGACCAAGAUUAUCUAUAAAAUUGACUCCAAAUUAUUCAUUUAAUUACAGUAUUAAAAUUCCCGUGGAGAAAAUUUGAUGGAUAGACAGUAUUUAAAUUAUUUAUCUAAAGAAUAAUAGUGGGCCUAAAAUGGAGCCCUGAGGAGCACCAUAACACAUUUUGAGCUAGCUAGAGAAUAAUCGUGGGCCUAAAAUGGAGCCCUGAGGAGCACCAUAACAUAUUUUGAGCUAUUUAGGCUUGUGUGAAAAGCACAAAACUUUAAGCGGGUGUGACACCUUGGUUUCUAUGAUGUUCACAUUUCCACUCCCACAGCCACACGAGAUGUUGUCCAGACUGCGACCGACUUGGCUCCUGUUUAUCCUCCUGUGUUUCACUGGUGCCAAUUUGUUCUAUAAAUUCAAAUGGAAUAUGCCAAACUUGUAUUGGCUCUGGCCGCAAAGUGUCUGCAGCUGCCGAAAAUGUUUGGCUGAGAGUCCACACGAGUUUAAAUCGCUAAUGGACGCCUCACCAAAGCCUUUUUUGUCCGUACCAAAUCCAACCACGGAGGAUGAUUUCAACUGGUGGAAGAAAUUGCAGACGGAGCAGCGCUCCUUUGUUUUUUUAAAUGAAACUAUCAACAACCUAUUUGAGAUUUUUCCGCACGUCCCUCAAGUUGAGCAGCCAUCGCCUGACCGUUGCAGGACUUGUGCGGUGGUGGGCAAUUCGGGCAAUCUCAAAGGAUCGCACUAUGGACCUAUGAUCGAUCACCAUAACAUGGUAAUAAGAUUGAACCGCGGGCCCACAAAGGGCUAUGAGUCAGACGUUGGCAGCAAGACAACUCAUCGUGUCAUGUAUCCAGAGAGCGCCAGCAGUUUGGACAACAGCACUCAUCUGGUGUUCUUUCCGUUUAAGAUAAAUGACCUGCUUUGGCUGCUCAGGAGCUUUGCCCCUCGAGAAAAUGGGCAAGAAAACCCAAAGAGGAUUGGCAACAAGAACUUGGUGAUGAUCAUAAACCCGGCAUUUCUGAAAUAUGUUCAUGAAAUAUGGCUGAAAAAGAGAGGCCGCUAUCCAUCCACUGGAUUUAUGACCUUGGUGCUCAGCUUGCAACUUUGUGAUGAGGUCAGUGUUUUUGGCUUUGGUGCUGACAGAGAUGGAAAUUGGAACCAUUAUUUUGAGAUCCUGAGAAACAAAAAACUGAGAACUGGACCUCAUCCUGGCAUGCAGGAAUAUGAGGUCAUUCGUGAGUUGCAUCAGAAGCAGAUCAUUCGUUUUUUUCAAGGACUGUAACCUGUUUGGGACUCUCACGCAUUCAACAUUGAUUGGGGUUUAUUUACAUGGCCUUCCGUCCAGUUCCUGUUUUUAAUACGAGGUGUAGAAGGUAAAUAUAUUUAUUGUAUAACAGUGUUGUCUUCCUUCUAAAAAUAUCAAAUAAAAGUUUUUAAACUUU